AAGGGAGAGAAGUGUGUUCACUUCCUUUUGCUAAGCCCUUCCUUUCCGGAGAGUGUCUUGGGGGGCAUCUGACUGCUUCCCCCCACCCUCUGCCAGGCAUUGCUGGAGAAUGUUAAGAUGGCGAUGGAGAUGCCAUCAACCCCACCCUGCAGAGCAUCACCAGACACCACCAGACCAAAUUCACUUUCCAGCCCCUUCAUGUUGAACCUGAAACUUGAGCUAGUGUCUUGGGAGAAAAGGGGGAAAUCUCUACGAGGUACCCAUCCUUCUGCACCUUAGGUCUGAGGUGCUUGGCCCCCUAGGAAGCCCUACAUGAAUGGGACAGAAGGUCCUUAACAACACUGGAGAUGAAGCAGCCGAUGCUGUUUUGGACAAAUGAAACAGCGUCCCCUAACCAGCCCUUUCUAUCUCAUUGCUCUGACUUGGACACGCCAUGGCUCACUGCUCCCAAAGUCCCCACUAUGUCUCCCUAGCUGAGGAAAUAAAAGCAGAGAGGGGUGAUGAAACAGUGACGAUCCUGGGGAAACAGCUGAGGAGGGGAGGGAGGGGGAAGAAGCCACUAAAAAAGUGAAAUGGGCUUGGGAGAAUCGGCCUGCCUGCAGGGUAGAUGCCCUUUCUCUCUGCUGGCCAGCUCUGCCCCUCAGUGAGAAACUUUACAUAUUGCUAAGAUGCCUGGCCAAUGAAACAGUUCCAGAGACUUUAUGUCCCCCAGUAGGAAUAUGAAUAGAAAUCACCCUGUGGGCAAUGGUCCCAUUUUAAAAUAUGCUGUCCCAUUGUCCCCUAGAGCCUACUUUAACUUGUCAGACCAUGUAUUCCACUUCAUAUGCAAGAGGCUUGCACUGAGCCCAUAGGUGGCUAGGCAAACACCCAAUAGCUCCCUGAAAUGGCUUCAUUAUGCAGCCUCGACAGCCACCCCAACCCUCCCACUCUCACACUGAAACACCCAGACCUAGAGAUAGCUAGACACACCCAGACACCCGCCAAGCCCCUCACAUACAGAUAUGUGCACAAUGAUACACAGCAAACGUACACAGAGUUCAGUACACACAAAGAGCUCACGCCCACAUGCACACACCCCUCAGGUGGGACAGAGUUGACCACCACCACCUUUCUCCCAAACACAUGGCUUUUGAACUGCCUUUCCUUGGAUCAAGUUCAAGGGGAUGGAGGAGCAGUGAGAGUCAGCCGCCCUUCCACUCCAAUUUCCCAGCACCUCCCUUAUCUCUGCCCCACAAGUCACCCAGCCCCCCUCUCUUCCUUCCUUGUGCUUGAAGAAUCUCUCCUCGCUGGAAAGCCCCCUGUUUUCUCAAUCUCCCUUUCCACUUUGGUAAAAUCUCUACUUGCUGGAAAGCCCCCUGUUUUCUCAAUCUCCCUUUCCACUUCGGUAAAGUGCCCACUUUCUGGUCCCCACCUUUUUCCUGAGAGUAGUCUCAACCAGUCAAAUCCAACCUCAAAACAGGAAGCCCCAAGGCCAGUGACCCCUAUAGGCCCGAGGCUUGUGCAGGCAGUGGGCGUGGGGUAAGGCUUCCUGAUGCCCCCUGUCCCUGCCCAGAACCUGAUGGCCCUCAUUAGUCCUUGGCUCUUAUCUUGGAAGCACAGGCGCUGACAGCCGUCCCAGCCCUUCUGUCUGCGGGCCUGAACCAAACGGUGCCAUGGGGAACUGUCUGCACACGGCGGAGCUCUCCCCCUCAACUGAGAACUCAAGUCAGCUGGACUUCGAAGAUGCAUGGAAUUCUUCCUAUGAUGUGAAUUAUUCCUUCCCAGAUGUAGACUACGAUGCCAACCUGGAAGCAGCUGCCCCCUGCCACUCCUGUAACCUGCUGGAUGACUCUGCACUGCCCUUCUUCAUCCUCACCAGUGUCCUGGGCAUCCUAGCUAGCAGCACUGUCCUCUUCAUCCUUUUCAGACCUCUCUUCCGCUGGCAGCUCUGCCCUGGCUGGCCUGUCCUGGCACAGCUGGCUGUGGGCAGUGCCCUCUUCAGCAUUGUGGUGCCCAUCUUGGCCCCAGGGCUAGGUAGCACUCACAGCUCUGCCCUGUGUAGCCUGGGCUACUGUGUCUGGUAUGGCUCAGCCUUUGCCCAGGCUUUGCUGCUAGGGUGCCAUGCCUCCCUGGGCCACAGACUGGGUGCAGGCCAGGUCCCAGGCCUCACCCUGGGGCUCACUGUGGGAAUUUGGGGAGUGGCUGCCCUACUGACACUGCCUGUCACCCUGGCCAGUGGUGCUUCUGGUGGACUCUGCACCCCGAUACACAGCACGGAGCUGAAGGCUUUGCAGGCCACACACACUGUAGCCUGUCUUGCCAUCUUUGUCUUGUUGCCAUUGGGUUUGUUUGGAGCCAAGGGGCUGAAGAAGGCACUGGGUAUGGGGCCAGGCCCCUGGAUGAAUAUCCUGUGGGCCUGGUUUAUUUUCUGGUGGCCUCAUGGGGUGGUUCUAGGACUGGAUUUCCUGGUGAGGUCCAAGCUGUUGCUGUUGUCAACAUGUCUGGCCCAGCAGGCUCUGGACCUGCUGCUGAACCUGGCAGAAGCCCUGGCAAUUUUGCACUGUGUGGCUACGCCCCUGAUCCUCGCCCUAUUCUACCACCAGGCCACCCGCACCCUCUUGCCUUCUCUGCCCCUCCCUGAAGGAUGGUCUUCUCAUCUGGACACCCUUGGAAGCAAAUCCUAGUUCUCUUCCCACCUGUCAACCUGAAUUAAAGUCUACACUGCCUUUGUGAA
Molecule: messenger RNA, 2713 nt
Organism: Gorilla gorilla gorilla (western lowland gorilla)
Lineage: Eukaryota; Metazoa; Chordata; Mammalia; Primates; Hominidae
Gene: ACKR1
Product: atypical chemokine receptor 1 (Duffy blood group)
Exons: 2
Coding region: 1653-2663 (336 amino acids)
Biological process (GO): regulation of chemokine production; inflammatory response; chemokine-mediated signaling pathway
Cellular component (GO): membrane
Molecular function (GO): C-C chemokine binding
Source: RefSeq, a predicted model, not a curated record